This is a messenger RNA of Oncorhynchus masou masou (cherry salmon), 950 nucleotides long. RefSeq names its product transcription factor 15 (gene tcf15). Bases 188 to 742 code for a protein of 184 amino acids. Lineage: Eukaryota; Metazoa; Chordata; Actinopteri; Salmoniformes; Salmonidae. Gene Ontology annotation, molecular function: protein dimerization activity; RNA polymerase II transcription regulatory region sequence-specific DNA binding; DNA-binding transcription factor activity, RNA polymerase II-specific. The record is from RefSeq and is a predicted model, not a curated record. The transcript is spliced from 2 exons. Gene Ontology annotation, biological process: regulation of transcription by RNA polymerase II; developmental process.
UGGCUGGGGAAAACUAGACAUUUCUAACUCGUUUUGGAACUACCAAUAGGCCUAUUUUAGACAUAGGCCAAGUCUACAUUAGGUCACCAAGAUGCAUGCAUAGAAGAUUCAUUCGUUUAGGGAUUUGUUUGCUCCUCUUAUUUUUUCUUGGGCCAUCGUUUUAGAGACCCAGACCCAAAACAUUUCGAUGAUGGCCUUUGCCAUGCUGCGGCCAAUUGCGACUCAUCUGAUCAGCUACCCGGACCUGAGUAUGAUGUCCGAGGACGAGGAGAACCGCAGCGAGAGCGACGGCAGCUCGGAUCAGAGCUAUGGAUGCUGUGCAGCCGCGGACAAACGGCGGAGGAUUUCUCUAAAGUCGGGAGGGAGCAGUGUUGUCAUUGUGAAACAGCGGAACGCAGCCAAUGCCAGGGAGCGCGACCGAACCCAAAGUGUCAACACUGCAUUUACUGCACUUCGGACUCUAAUACCCACUGAGCCAGUGGACAGAAAGCUCUCCAAGAUUGAGACGCUUCGCCUCGCAUCAAGCUACAUCUCCCACCUCGCCAACACCCUGCUGCUCCGUGACGGGAAUGGAGAUGGACAACCUUGUCUUGGCGCGGUUUACGCGCAAGGAGAGAGCAGAGGAAAGCAGCCUCGCACCAUCUGCACCUUCUGUUUGAGCAACCAAAGAAAAGGGAUAAAGGAUAGCAAAGACUGUCUGAAGAUGAGAGGCGUUGAUUCUCUGAGGGUGAACCGCAGAUAGAAGGCCGUGAAACACAACAGCCAGAACCAGAACUCCUCAUCCAUAAACUCAGGGAACACUAAAAGCAGGCCAUAACAGAACCAUUCUCAUCAUGCUGGAGAACAUUAUAUCACAAGAGACUAUUAAUGCUUGAGAGAAUACCGUGAGAGGCACGGAACAAACCAAUGUCCAAUGUGAAUGAAGCCUUUAACAAAUGCAGUGCAUUUAU